Messenger RNA from Suhomyces tanzawaensis NRRL Y-17324, 2440 nucleotides. It is a transcript of the gene ERG7, whose product is annotated as lanosterol synthase. The transcript has a single exon. Gene Ontology annotation, biological process: triterpenoid biosynthetic process; ergosterol biosynthetic process. Bases 25 to 2214 code for a protein of 729 amino acids. The record is from RefSeq and is a predicted model, not a curated record. Gene Ontology annotation, cellular component: lipid droplet. Gene Ontology annotation, molecular function: lanosterol synthase activity. Lineage: Eukaryota; Fungi; Ascomycota; Pichiomycetes; Serinales; Debaryomycetaceae.
CUUUUCGAAUAACCCUUUCCAGACAUGCUUUAUUCGGAGGAAAUUGGGCUCGAGCGGACUGAUCCCAAACGAUGGAGACUCCACAUCACUCCAUUGGGUAGAACCACUUGGGAGUACUUAUCUAAAGAAGACAGUGAAAAAUCCCCCCAAUCCGAAUAUGUGAAGUAUCUCUUGGAAACAGGAGACUUCAACGGCCCCAAGCCCGACCCCACCAUCAACACUCCAUUGGGGAAAAUCAAGAAAGGUGCGGAAUUCUUUCAACUACUCCAAGAUCCAGACAGUGGUAUUUUCCCCAAUCAAUACAAAGGUCCAACCUUUUUGACCAUUGGCUAUCUCAUAGCACAUUACUACGCCAAAAUUGAACUCCCUGAUGGAUACAAGACAGAAUUAAUCCGUUUUAUUGUCAACAACUCGCAUCCUGUCGACGGUGGAUGGGGCCUUCAUACAGAGGAUAAAUCCACCUGUUUCGGCACCACCCUUGGGUAUAUUGCCCUCAGAAUGCUUGGGAUGCCAGCAGAUCAUCCUGUUUGCGUGAAAGCCAGAAAAACCUUGCAUUCCCUUGGUGGUGCUAGAAAAAACCCCCAUUGGGGUAAGAUCUGGUUGGCAGUGUUGAACGUAUACAAAUGGGAAGGUGUGAAUCCUGCCCCUCCGGAAUUAUGGGCCAUGCCUUACGCCUUGCCACUUCAUCCUGGAAGAUGGUGGGUUCAUACUAGAGCUAUCUACUUACCCGUUGGUAUAGUGCAAGCGAACAGAAUUCAAUGCGAAGAGGAUGACUUGAUCAGACAAUUGCGUACUGAAAUCUACUUACCUAACGAAUCAUAUGACACUAUCGACUAUGAGAAUAAUAGAAACAAUGUGUGUGGUGUUGACUUGUACUACCCCCACACCAAAAUCCUUGACGUUGCCAAUUAUUUCAUGAGUAUUUAUGAGAAGCAUAGACCCAAGUGGAUGCUCAACAGAAUGAACAAGUACAGUUACGAUAUACUUGUUAAAGAGUUUGAAAACACAGAAUACUUGACAAUUGCUCCUGUUAGUCAUGCGUUUGCUGUUAUAGCUGCUUGCUUCAUGGAAGGCACUGAAGGAAAAAAUUUCAAAAAGGCGUUUGCUCGUGCCAACGACUCUGUUUUCCAUGGUAAUCAAGGAAUGGUUGUGAUGGGUACGAAUGGUUCACAAACAUGGGAUGCUGCAUUCACAAUCCAGAUUUUCAUUUCCAGUGGUUUGGCAGAAUUGCCCCAGUUCCAAAAAACGGUCGAGAGGGCGUAUCUCUAUUUGGUCAGAAACCAAUUCGAUACUGAAUGUCGUGAGGGAAGCUUUAGAGAAAAGAGAAUAGGUACUUGGGGUUUUAGUACCAAAGAGCAAGGUUAUACGGUCAGUGAUUGUACCUCUGAAGCAUUAAAAUCCAUUAUUAUGGUCAGAGAGCAUCCUGCAUUCUCACACUUGAGAGAUGCUAUAAAGGAUGAAUCUCUUUAUGAUGCUGUUGAAAUUAUUUUGGGUUUACAGAAUGUGGGUAGCUUCGAGUAUGGUUCAUUUGCUAGUUACGAAAAGAUCAAAGCCACAACUCUUCUCGAACAUUUGAACCCAGCUGAGGUCUUCAACAAUAUCAUGGUGGAGUACCCAUACGUUGAAUGCACUGAUUCUAGUGUAUUGGGCCUUACUUAUUUCCAUCAUGCUUAUCCCCACUACAAGCCUGCUAAAAUUGAAAAAACCCUUCAAGAUGCCAUUGACUAUAUACUAGGAGCCCAAGAUGAAGAUGGGUCUUGGUAUGGUAGUUGGGGUGUAUGUUAUACCUAUGCCAUGAUGUUUGCAUUGGAAGCCUUGAAUUCGGUUGAUUUAGACUACCUGAAUUCUAGCGCUGUGCGCAAGGCUUGUGACUUCAUUCUUUCCAAACAAUUACCAGAUGGUGGCUGGUCCGAGUCUAUGAAGGGUUGCGAGACUCAUUCCUAUGUAAAUGCAGAAGCUUCGCAAGCGGUACAGACCUCUUGGUCGCUUAUUGCCCUUUUAAUGGUGGGCUGUCCUGACCAUAAGGCAAUCAAGAGAGGUAUAAAAUUGUUGAUGGAUAAACAGGCGCCUAAUGGUCAAUGGAGCUAUGAGGGUGUUGAAGGUCAAUUUAACCAUAGUUGUGGUAUUGAGUAUCCAAACUAUCGGUACUUGUUCCCUUUGAAGGCGUUGGGUCUUUAUAUCAAGCACUAUGGUGAUGAGCCAAUUGAAAAUUGAUGAAAUGCGAAUAAUACAUUGAGGAUAGCUUUAUGUAGUUGUCUCCUAUACUACUUUACUUUCGAAUAAAAAGAUACAAUCAAGGUUUAGCUGGGUUAUUGUAAGUUGUUUCUUUUUUGCUAAUGGGAAGUAUACUAUAGUCUACGAGCUAGAUAAUCCACUUGGCGCCAAUUGACUAGCUAAAGCUAUUCGGGUAGGACUAUAGACCUAUUGCGAUGGAAAAUAC